Molecule: messenger RNA, 3896 nt
Organism: Sphaerodactylus townsendi
Lineage: Eukaryota; Metazoa; Chordata; Lepidosauria; Squamata; Sphaerodactylidae
Product: zinc finger protein RFP-like
Exons: 7
Coding region: 122-1561 (479 amino acids)
Molecular function (GO): zinc ion binding; protein binding
Source: RefSeq, a predicted model, not a curated record
UUGUAAUGUUUGUUAUUGCCACUUUUGCUUAGACAUCUGGGAGCGGGGAGAAAGGAACCUCCCAUUUCUGAAAACAGGAAAGUGAAACUCAUCUCACCUCCAGCCUCCUACAGCAAACAUCAUGGCCGCUGCAAAUCCAGCAAAGAGUCUCCAGGAUGAAGCUACGUGCUCCAUCUGUCUGGAUUACUUUCAGGAUCCUGUGAUGAUCAUCGAAUGCGGGCACAAUUUCUGCCGAGCCUGCAUCACCAAGCACUGGAAAGGAUCCGAUUGCAGUGCCUCCUGCCCGGAAUGCAGGCACUUGUUUUCCUGGAAGAAUCUCAAACCGAACCGACAACUGGGGAAUAUGGCAGAAACAGCCAAACAGCUCAGCUUGCAGCUGAACAUCGGCUCAGAAACCCAGGAAAGCGUGUGCAAGGAGCACCAGAAGCCACUGACUCACUUCUGCACAACUGACGAGACCCUGAUUUGCACCACUUGCCUGAGGUCCAGAGCACACCGGAGUCAUACAGUUGUUCUCAAAGAAGCUGCUGCUGCACUGUACAAGGAGAAGCUUCGGGGACAUCUAGAAAAUCUGAAGAAACAAAGAAGCAAGGUUCAGUCAGUUAAAUCAUAUGGAGAACAGCCAAGCCAGGAGUUGUUGAAGGAAACCCAAGCCAAGAGGCAAGAGAUUGUGUCUGAAUUCCAACAACAGCGGCAGUUUUUGAAUGUACAAGAGCAGCUACAGUUGUCCAAGCUCAGAGACCUGGAAAUGGAGAUUGAGAGGAAAAGAGAUGAUUAUGCCAGCAAGUUUGAACGUGGAAUAACUUACUUCACUGAUCUGAUUGGUGAACUGGAAAAGAAGAAUGAACAACCAGCGAAUGAGUUCCUGCAGAAUAUUGGAAGUGUGUUGAACAGGUGUAAUGUGGGAAAAACUCAGUAUCCAGCUGUACCUGAUUCUUCAGACACAAAGAAAAGGUUCAAUCAGUUCUGUCAAGAGAGCACCUCUCUGCAGAGUUCUUUCAGGAAGUUCAAAGAGAACAUGAUGAAACCAAAAUGGAUCAAAGAAAAUGUGUUCCUGGAUCCAGACACAGCCCAUCCCCGAUAUGUUGUGUCUGCAGACUGUAAGACUGUAAGAUGGGGAGAUGUGCGUCAGCAAUUCCCCUACAACGGAAAGCGAUUUGAGUGUGUUCGUGGUGUUCUUGGAUGUGAGGGAUUCACUUCAGGAAAACAUUAUUGGACUGUGGAUGUAGGGGAUGGAGAUUAUUGGGCUGUGGGAGUGGCCAGAGAAUCUGUGGAGCGGGAAGAGGAAAUUGAUCUUGAACCUGAUGAGGGAAUCUGGGCAAUUGGGUGUUACAGUGACCAGUACAAAGCUCUGACCUCACCUCUUACCUUGCUGGAGGUAGAUGAAGAACCAGCAGAGAUUCAGGUUUCUUUGAACUACGAAGGGGGGUCAGUUACUUUUUAUGAUGCUGAAGAUAAGACCCGUCUGUAUGCCUUUCAAUCGGUUGAUUUUGAAGGAGAGAAAGUUUUCCCUUUUUUCCGGAUUGUUGAUUCAUCAACUGUCCUGAAGUUGUAUUCUUAAAACACAAGAUAGUGCACUGCCAUCAUUGAGAAGAGAUUGAGCUGAACACGGAAAGUUGAUUUAGGGGUGCUUUUUUUAAGGCAGCUUAGUUUUGAAGGAAAAAAAUGUGACAUUUAGGAUCACUUAGAUUUAGAAGUUGAAAUCCUGCAUGGGAGGAUCUGAUGCUGUCAGAAAUGGGAAAUACCUAUAUAUCUCUUCCUGAGGGCUUUCCACUCACCCUGUCAUGAAAACAGUGAUUGAUUCCCUGCAUGUGGAAUCUGAGAUCUUAUUCACUUGUGACUCCUCUCCAGACUCCCCGCACAUACACAGGAAUGUGCUCUUGUCCAAGUCUGAGUUUAUUGAACAGGCAGGUUAACCAGCAAUCAAGGCAAAUUCCCAGAAACAGACAGCCACAGCACAAAGCCCUGGGUUUCACUCAGGGUGACCAACACAGAUAUUUACCCAAUCUUACAAGUUGCUAUGGAUUAAACAGGGACUAUCUGAACAUAGUGGACACUCAGAGAAGAACAUACCCUCAGCAAUGGUGGCCACCCUUCUUGUACUUUUCUUGCGGCAUAUACCCCAUGGGAUAUACCCCAUGGGAUUCUUGUACAUCACUCUAUCUAGUGGUCUCAGAAACGACAUUCUAUUGUGUAUAUGCUAUAAUAGGGCUUUAUUCUUCUUUCUAGCUACUGGCCUUAGCUCUCAGAUAAGGUCUCGCUCCCUUCUGCCUGCAGCUUGUGUCUCUGACAGCAUGUUUCUUGAAAGAGAAUGGAUUUUUUUGGAUUCUUAGAGAAACAGAGAAAGGCCUAAUAGAAAGAACAAAGAUGGCUAUACUUUGGACGAUAGAAAUGCUUGGGACAACUCUGGGUUGGUUUUUUUCUAACAAUGCCAGUCCACAAAUGUUUAUGCUAGAAUAAAAUGUUGGUCUUCAACAUAGUGCAGAACUCCUGAUAGUUCUUAACUUAUCAGUAGCCAAUCAGCAUGGAUUAGUUACCACUAUUAUUAGUUAUUUUUCACCUUUUUGGAUACAAGGCCUGAAUUACUUGAUAAAAAACACAUUCCUAGCUGGUGAUGUGAAGUCCAUCAAGAGAGCUUGCUAUGAGUAUUGACUAAUGCAAAUAAUGAUGGGCAUUACAGUGAUGUAAAAGAGUUUUUGAAAAGUUUACCAUUCCAUGACAGUUUCCCUCUUACCUUUUUUGGAGCUAUAGAGGUUUCAUAUCCCAUGAGUCAUUGUUAAUUAUAUCGAGGAAGUUGUAGAAGCCAUUAUUUUGGAAGAGGACUACAGAGACAGAUGGUUAGAUGGUAGCAUAAUGAAAUGUUCUAAUCGCUAUAGACUAGGGGUCUGCAACCUGUGGCUCUCCAGAUGUUCAUGGACUACAAAUCCCAUCACAGGUUGCAGACCCUUGCUAUAGACCAAAAAUAUGUGACAUUAUUGUGGAAUUCUUGAUUUAGUGACUGUUCUAAAUCAAUAAGUCGUGAAAAGACUCCUUGUGGUAAGUGUUCUCUUAUAAACCUAAGCAGGGGAGGCCAACCUAUGGCGCUUCAGAUGUUCAUGGACUACAAUUCUCAUAAGCCCCUGCCAGCAUGGCUAUGCUGGCAGGAGCUGAUGGGAAUUAUAGUCCAUGAACAUCUGAAGUGCCAUAGGUUGGCCACCCCUGAAAGGUAUCUGAGGGCCCUGAGAAAACUGUGAGAUAGUAACACAAAAUAGUUUUGGUUUAUGCUAAACUUGUGAGGUUUGUUUAUAAUGAGUUAUCAGGAGAGGGAUUUAGAUAUCGUUUCUCAGACCUGGCUCUCUAUGGGUAAGAAAUCAGAAGCUGAACAAUAGAACAGGUUAUUGUUGUUCUUGAUGAAGCAUAUCGAAAUAUGUUUUGAUCUUUUGUUCAAAUAAGGAACUGCUGUUUCAUUGUGAUGUCUCAUUUCUAACUCUUGAAUGUAUAUAUUGUUUCAUUAUACUUCUUUAGCAUUAAUUGAAUUCUAACAGCCUCAGGUCUGACAAGUUUCCACUUGUAAAGAAUCAUUCCAUGGCCGGUGUUCAUUCUAAUAUGGGUAUUGGCACCCUAAUAUAUUCAAUUCUAAGAUAAUCUUGCUUAAUAUUAAUUGGUAGCAUUUUGGGAUACUGGGAUUUGCCUGGGGACCAUAGGGGAAAAUUGAAAUAUAUUAGACAUGUUUACUCAAACAGCUGCUUUUAUUGGAGCCUGCUGUAGCAAAACCUUCUCAUAAAAACAUUGUAUUGCUUGUUGGCAUUGUAACCUGUUGUAUUUUUCUCCUUAUACUCCAUGUAAGCAUUAGAUAUAUCUAUGAUUUAAUGUCAUUGAACUCUUUCCAUCAUAUAAAAGUGCCUUCAAUGUUUGAA